AUUAAUGAUCAGAGCUUACAUAGGUUGAUUGCCUACAAACCAAAACAUCACUUUUUGUGACCGAAUGUAGUAUUUCAAUUUUCGAACACUUACCGCUUCAAAUCAUCUUAAGUGAUAUUGGAGGGGAGGACUUGUUGGAUUAUGUUUCCCCUCUUUUUAGAUGGAAUAAAUCUUUAGUAGAAAAGAUAAAUUACAUUAUCAGUUUGCUUUUAAUUGUUAUGUAUUAAGAGCAAAUUUAAUCAGUUCCCAUUUUUUCACUGUUAUUUGCAGAGGCACUUAUAGAAGCAGAAGGCAAUUUUGUUUCAGUUUCUACAGUGUUGGAAACUCUUUGCAAAAUCAAAGUGAGAGCAAUGAAGGUGGGGCACUUUACUGCGAGAGACUGAAAAUAAUGAGUGGUAUCAGGUGUGGCAAUUGGGCUUCAAAGAUAUGAAGGGGGUUCCCGUGACUCGGGCAAGGGCAUCUCCAAGAAGAUGCAUAUGGAUAUCAGUGGCUAUAACAUGCAUUGCCAUGACUGUGAUCUGGGCUUAUCUCUACCCGCCCCAAGAUUAUACCUACCCUGUCAGGGACUGGUUCCCCGCAGAACCUACCCGGGAACUGACUGAUGAGGAGACUGCUGCUCGUGUUGUCUUUAGACAGAUCCUCUCUACACCUCCUUUUAUAUCAAGGAACCCAAAAAUUGCCUUCAUGUUCUUGACUCCAGGCCGACUACCCUUCGAAAAAUUGUGGGAGUUGUUCUUUAAGGGUCAUGAGGGAAGAUACACCAUAUAUGUUCAUGCUUCACGUGAGAAGCCGGAACAUGCCAGUCCCAUAUUUGUUGGUCGAGACAUACACAGUGAUAAGGUAAGAUGGGGUAUGAUUUCGAUGGUUGAUGCAGAGAGGAGGUUGUUGGCAAAGGCUUUAGAAGACAUAGACAACCAACAUUUUGUAUUGCUCUCUGACAGCUGUGUUCCUCUUCACAAUUUUGACUAUGUAUACGACUUCCUGAUGGGUUCAAGACACAGUUUUCUGGAUUGCUUCCACGAUCCUGGACCACACGGAGUUUUUCGAUACUCAAAAAAUAUGUUACCUGAGGUUCGAGAGACAGAAUUCAGGAAGGGUUCACAGUGGUUUUCAAUGAAACGGCAACAUGCAAUGGUGGUGAUUGCAGACAGUCUCUAUUACACAAAAUUCAGGCUUUACUGCAGGCCAGGAAUGGAAGAAGGCCGCAACUGCUAUGCAGAUGAGCAUUAUCUGCCGACACUAUUCAACAUGAUGGGUCCUGCUGGAAUUGCUAACUGGUCUGUGACUUAUGUUGAUUGGUCUGAAGGAAAGUGGCAUCCCAGAUCUUUCCGAGCUAAUGAUGUCACUUAUGAACUCCUGAAGAAUUUGACUUCGAUUGAUGUGAGCUACCAUAUCACCAGCGAUGAGAAGGUCCCUCCCUCCCUGUCAGAAUUAAUUUGCAAUUACUAUUUAUUGCGCACGUUAUGUGCUGUUGUUCUUGUUCUUGAGUGCAUGCAGAAAGAGCUCUUGCAGAGGCCUUGCUUGUGGAAUGGACUGAAGAGACCAUGUUACUUGUUUGCAAGGAAGUUCUACCCUGAAGCUUUAAACAAUCUCAUGAACUUAUUCUCCAACUAUACAAUUUUCUGAGUUCCCACAGGAAAGCAUACAUAUUUUUGGAAGCAUUUGACGUUUCAAAUUUUGUAUAUUGCUGGGGGAGUAGAUCUAUUUACAGUACACUAAUGUCGGUAUAGAAUAGGGGCGGAGUUGGCCUCCGCCAAAGCAAGUGUUAAGCUGUUGUUGCACCUGCCGAUAAGUUUUUCUAGGGUUAUUUUCAUUUUCUUAGGUUCCACUGUUACCUUUUUCCCGUGUUUUUGGUUAAUUCUGCCAAA
Phragmites australis (common reed) is the source of this 1868-nucleotide messenger RNA. Its product is annotated as glycosyltransferase BC10-like. The coding region runs from base 427 to 1626 and encodes 399 amino acids. Lineage: Eukaryota; Viridiplantae; Streptophyta; Magnoliopsida; Poales; Poaceae. Gene Ontology annotation, cellular component: membrane. The transcript has 10 exons. The record is from RefSeq and is a predicted model, not a curated record. Gene Ontology annotation, molecular function: glycosyltransferase activity.